Molecule: messenger RNA, 2136 nt
Organism: Cololabis saira (Pacific saury)
Lineage: Eukaryota; Metazoa; Chordata; Actinopteri; Beloniformes; Belonidae
Gene: gnas
Product: GNAS complex locus
Exons: 13
Coding region: 88-1410 (440 amino acids)
Biological process (GO): adenylate cyclase-activating dopamine receptor signaling pathway; sensory perception of chemical stimulus
Cellular component (GO): heterotrimeric G-protein complex
Molecular function (GO): insulin-like growth factor receptor binding; G-protein beta/gamma-subunit complex binding; GTP binding
Source: RefSeq, a predicted model, not a curated record
CCUGCUCGCUCCGGUCCUUCCUUCCCAGGGUUCAAUGAGCGCCGUGUGGCCCCACCCCGCGUCUCCACAGCGCUGUCCGCCUGCUCGAUGCAGGCUACCACUCUCGGAGGGGAGAUAACGCGAAAAAGAGAGAAAGGGAGGAAAAUAAUACACCCCCACGGACCGGUCGUCACCGCCUCGCAGCUUCGUGGACCGGUGGCCGGGAGAGGAGCGGCCUCCGCGGGGGGAAUGUGCUGCUACAACCAGCCCGCGUCCUAUUUUCUUCUGAAUAUGGGUUGUUUGGGCAACAGUAAGACUGAAGACCAGAGAAAUGAGGAGAAGGCACAAAGAGAAGCAAACAAAAAGAUAGAGAAACAGCUCCAAAAGGACAAACAGAUAUACAGAGCAACGCACAGACUACUACUUUUAGGAGCUGGCGAGUCGGGAAAGAGCACCAUAGUGAAACAGAUGAGGAUCUUACACGUCAAUGGAUUCAAUGCAGAAGAGAAGAAGCAGAAAAUCCAGGACAUCAAAAAUAAUAUUAAAGAAGCUAUCGAGACCAUAGUAACAGCAAUGAGCACCCUGACGCCACCGGUGAAGUUGGCGUGUCCCGAAAACCAGUACCGGAUCGAAUACGUCCUCAACCUUGUGAACCAAAAGGAUUUUGAGUUUCCUUCUGAGUUUUACGAUCAUGCAAAGACAUUGUGGCAGGAUGAAGGGGUCCGAGCGUGCUAUGAAAGAUCCAAUGAGUACCAGCUAAUCGAUUGUGCACAAUAUUUUCUAGAUAAGAUCGACAUUGUGAAACAAAAUGAUUACACUCCAACAGAUCAGGAUUUGCUUCGGUGCAGAGUACUGACAUCGGGGAUCUUUGAGACAAGAUUCCAAGUGGACAAGGUUAAUUUCCAUAUGUUCGAUGUUGGUGGUCAGAGAGAUGAACGCCGGAAAUGGAUUCAGUGUUUUAAUGAUGUAACGGCCAUUAUAUUUGUGGUGGCCAGUAGCAGUUACAACAUGGUGAUCCGAGAGGACAAUGAGACCAACCGUUUGCAGGAGGCCCUCAACCUUUUCAAGAACAUCUGGAAUAACAGGUGGCUGCGGACCAUUUCAGUCAUCUUGUUCCUAAAUAAACAGGAUCUACUUGCAGAAAAGGUGCUGGCAGGGAAGUCCAAAAUUGAGGAAUACUUCCCUGAAUUUGCUCGCUACACCACACCCGACGAUGCCACACCAGAGCCUGGGGAAGAUCCUCGUGUUACUAGGGCAAAGUACUUCAUAAGAGACGAAUUCCUGAGGAUCAGCACAGCAAGCGGGGAUGGGAGGCACUACUGUUACCCCCACUUCACCUGCGCCGUCGAUACAGAAAACAUCCGCCGCGUCUUUAACGACUGUCGAGACAUCAUCCAGCGAAUGCACCUGCGGCAGUACGAGCUGUUGUGAUGGGAGAGGAAAGGUGUUUGCCUAAAACAAAGAAAAAGACUAGAGAAAAACACUGAAUCUGAACACUGAGUCUCUGAGCUCCUCUCUCUUCCACAGAUGUGUGUGAGCUCCCGUGACAGAACAGAAAACACACGAACACACCUUGCAGUAAAACCCCCCCCUCAACCCAAAACUGCCCCUGAUGCAAACUUUUCACCUGAUGUUUAAAGAGCUAUUUUAAUUACAGGGGUUCCGGGGGACUAACAAAAAUCAAACUGAAAAACAGACUCGGAUCUCCACUUUCAGCCAUAUCCCAAGCUCCUCACCUUUCCACAUCAUGUAUUGUCUCCCGUAUGUAUUACUCCUUACCUUUCUAAGAGCCCAGAGUGUUCCAGCCUGGACUAAGUUUCCUGCACUUGUGAUUGUGGGAUUUUCCUGUUGAUGAAAACCAAGAGAGCUAAAACUUCAGUGCCACUGGUAAAGAAAUAACUGUUGAAUAACUGCAAACGUAGAAUAAAUGUGUCACAACCGAUCAGGUGAACACUGUAUUAAAAAAAAAAAAAAAAGGAAAAGAGAAAAAAAAGCACUGUGCUCAGGACUUGACUUGAACCAUGUACACCCAACCUUCCUAAAGACGUCUUUAAAUCUAACCACGAGAAAGAAACGUAUCACAGCUGCUUUUAACGGACAGCACGACUGAUGUAAACAUGGAGAUGCUCUAUUCUGUCAAUAAACGGUGGGCUUGUU